Messenger RNA from Electrophorus electricus (electric eel), 1317 nucleotides. It is a transcript of the gene six1b, whose product is annotated as SIX homeobox 1b. Gene Ontology annotation, molecular function: DNA-binding transcription factor activity, RNA polymerase II-specific; RNA polymerase II cis-regulatory region sequence-specific DNA binding. Lineage: Eukaryota; Metazoa; Chordata; Actinopteri; Gymnotiformes; Gymnotidae. Gene Ontology annotation, cellular component: transcription regulator complex; nucleus. The record is from RefSeq and is a predicted model, not a curated record. Gene Ontology annotation, biological process: skeletal muscle fiber development; regulation of skeletal muscle cell proliferation; regulation of transcription by RNA polymerase II.
UGUCUCUAACGAACGUUCCAAACUUCAUAGCACAUGCAGUGGACACCUCCAACGCGUUGGCUUGCCAAAAGAACCUUUUCACAACACGUCUUCAGUCUCGGACUCGGUCGGCCGCAGUCCCCAUUCCGCUCUUUUCUGAAAGUCAAAAGAGAGCGGUUUGGCAAUUAGGAGUACGCGCGCAAUCAGGACGUCAUGUCAAUGUUGCCCUCUUUCGGGUUUACCCAGGAGCAAGUGGCGUGCGUGUGUGAGGUGCUACAACAAGGGGGGAACCUCGAGCGCCUGGGACGCUUUUUGUGGUCCCUGCCAGCCUGCGACCAUCUCCACAAAAACGAGAGCGUUCUCAAGGCCAAGGCUGUGGUAGCUUUUCACCGCGGAAACUUCAGGGAGCUUUAUAAAAUACUAGAGAGCCAUCAGUUUUCCCCACACAACCACCCCAAAUUGCAGCAGCUGUGGCUCAAGGCCCACUAUAUCGAGGCCGAGAAACUAAGGGGACGACCACUGGGCGCCGUAGGGAAGUACCGGGUACGGAGGAAAUUUCCUUUGCCGCGCACGAUAUGGGACGGAGAGGAGACAAGCUACUGUUUCAAAGAGAAGUCCCGAGGCGUUCUACGAGAGUGGUACACACACAAUCCGUAUCCUUCUCCCCGCGAGAAAAGGGAGCUGGCUGAGGCAACGGGGCUGACCACCACGCAAGUGAGCAACUGGUUUAAAAACAGGCGACAGCGAGAUCGAGCCGCCGAAGCAAAAGAAAGAGAGAACAGCGAGAACAACAAUUCAGGCGCUAACAAACAGAACCAGCUGUCACCGUUGGACGGUGGGAAGUCCCUCAUGUCCAGCUCGGAAGACGACUUCUCGCCUCCGCAGAGCCCUGACCAGAACUCCGCACUUCUGCUUCAGGGUAACAUGAGCCACCCCGGCGCGUCCGCGUACCCCAUGACUGGCCUCGGCGCCACACAGUCGGUACACGGCAUGCAAGGACACCCACACCAGCUCCAGGAUUCAUUACUGGGACCGUUGACAUCAAGUCUAGUGGACCUCGGUUCUUAAGCCAUUAAGACUGAGAUUUUAUUUAUUUAUUUUUGUUUAUUUUGUACGGAAUAGUAGAAAGAGAUCUGCCACUUUACUAUAGAUAUGAACAAUGAACAGUAUAAGGCUGAACGCAAAAUCCGUAGACAUUUUUUUUCUGGUAAGAGUUCACAGUAGGUUUUACCAUGGUGGACUAAUAGCCACAUGGACUGACAUUUGCCAAGUCGUUAAACUGGACAAAGGACGAACCAAAAGCAUUUAAUAAACCUAAUGCUCUUCAUCAAACCUUCA